Messenger RNA from Epinephelus moara (kelp grouper), 6706 nucleotides. It is a transcript of the gene nhsl3, whose product is annotated as KIAA1522 ortholog. Gene Ontology annotation, biological process: cell differentiation. Bases 830 to 5311 code for a protein of 1493 amino acids. Lineage: Eukaryota; Metazoa; Chordata; Actinopteri; Perciformes; Serranidae. The record is from RefSeq and is a predicted model, not a curated record. The transcript is spliced from 10 exons.
UCCUCACCUCCGCCAGGCCACCUCCAACACUGGACUGCUCAGUAGUUCCUCAGUGACCUCUGUCAUCAGAUCGCCUUUUUAGAUAUCUUUUUUUUUUUUUUUUUGCUUCAGCAGAUCUCAUGUUGUCUCUGUGAACGCUACACGAGAGUCACACCAGGGUCUCUGUUUUAUAUUGUGGUCUAUAGAGUGAUCUCUCCAUGGAUACACUGGUUCAAGGUGUGUACUUUUCCUCCUUAGCUGCAGUGAUGCUUCCCGACCCAGGGGUCCCCCUCCUGAGGGAGACUGGGCUGACUGCACCUGAUCCCCGGAAAGGAGGCUAGGAGGACAGACAAGAGGACAGCCAGCAGCAGAGCAUGAAACAACCUGACCCGACCUGUGCAGCUGAAACGUCGGACUCUGCUGAAGCUAAAAUGCUAAACGUCAGCUGUUUGGAACAUGAAGAGACGCAGCCAGCGCUGGAGCAGAGCUGCAGACUCCUCACAGCACUGUGAGAGGUGGGAGGAGAGGCUGGCUCUCAUGUAGAGGGAGGGACUCAGAGAGCAUGGAGCUUCAUUCACUCUGCUGAACACACACACACACACACACACACAUGCUCCGCAGAGCUGUUCUCAGGCUGAGAGAAACGAGGGGAGCGGAGGAGAGGACUGCACGCUCGCUCAGUGGUGACGGACAGGACAAACAGAGACACUGUGAGCGAGGCCAAAGAGGGACGCAGGGGUUCAUCUAACCCUGGAGAGCAGGGAGGAUUCAGACUUGUUCCCGUACAGAGGACACACUGAUCUGGGUGGAGGUAUCUGGGUGGGCUUAGCUCCCAGGACCAACCUCCAAGAUGUCCCGGAGGAGGUCUACAGGUGACCUGGUGCCCAGGGACAUCACUGAGAUCUUAGCCCGGGAGGCGAGGGCUCAGCGUGGGCAGAAGAAGCCGGGGAGCUCCCUGGGACAGGCCUUCAGCUGGUUGAAGGGGAGCCGGAGGAAGAAGAACCUCGGCAAUGGGAUGAACCGAACUGGUACUGGUGUGACGGAUGCCAAACUGGGACUUCAGAACCAUGACCCUGCAAAAGCCGGCCCAAAAGGGAGCGAAGAGCAGAAGAGGUUGGCCGUCCACUACAGGACCUCUCAGCACUACCAGGAGAAUGUCUUCAUCGAGGGCAGCAGGCCUCAGUACCUGGAGGACCUGCACACUGAGGCCCAGGAGGGGCUCAAGAUCCUGCAGCAGGAAGAACACACGAACGGAGUGAACUUUCGUGACGAUGAGAGCGUUGCUUCCACAGACACUCUGCGUCCAGAGCAGGAUGUCAGCUCCAAGGACAGAGGUGGCUCUCCAGAGUCGAGAUCCACCACGGGGAGUACUGAUACCACAGUAACCUCUGCUGUAUCAACUCGGCCUGUGCUCACCCGCCAAGGUUCGACGUUCAAGCCUCUGAAUCCAGUGAAAAGAUUAGAUAAGGGCAGGAAGAGGAGCAGGAGGACCACCAUCAUGGGUAUUCCCAACCAGGUCCAGAAGGAGCUCGCUCUGCACAGAAGCUCAACCUUCCAACAGCUCGUUUCUACCCAUAAUCACGACGGGAAGCUCAGCAACAGCCAAUCAGGUGUUGUUAUCAUUCCUACGGUUGAUGGAGGGACUCCAGUGGCGAAUAAGGAGGGAGCGAGGGUGCACCUUUCAGAGCUGGAGGCAUCCAGGGAUGAGCAGCUGCUGACGAAGCACCUCCAGGCGAUGUACCAAGACGAGCAGCCCUUCAUCCACCAGGGCUUUGGCACCUAUCUCGGUCCCACCUCAAACCUUAGACCAAAGUCCCUCGCAGUUCCUGGCAUGACCACUUCCUCCUCUGCUUCAGUGAUGUUUAGCUUCCUCCAGGAACCCCAGGGACCAGUUAUGUCCAUAUCUCCUCAGGCCACUUACUUGUCUACAAUCAUCCCCAAUGCUGUCUUACCAGCCUCGAUUGAAGUCAUAGAGAUCGACCGCAGCAGCAGCCGGAUGCGUGGCAGCAGUGUAAACCAUGGUGGCAGCGUCCGCACUGUGAGCAAGAGCAGCUUGGCAUCUGGGGACUUAUCAGUCAGCCCCUCAUUGCCCAGACGAUCAGAUGGUGAUGGUUCCCAGACAGGCAGUUCCCAUAAUGACGCCACACUGAUGCCCACGUCGGCUUCAGGUUCGAACUGGAGCGAGUCCCAGUCUUCAAAGACCAUUAUUUCAAACUCCUCUCCAGUGUCCUCGAAGGGGAGCACGCGCAGCGGUAACUCACAGAGAGCGGGUCUGAAUGGGAAGGAAAGCCAGACGGAGCACUCUAGCAUGGACCAAGACCUCAUCAGUGUCCGCAGCUCAGUGAGCGUGAUGAGCAGCUUCAGCAGUAAAAGGGAAAAUGUUGAGUCUGAUGUUUCAGGGUCAGUGGCUGCCGGGGACGAUGCAAAAACCAGACAGAAUUUCACUCGUAGUCUGUCAGUUAUGAAGACCAAGCAACCCCCGGCCCCUCCAAGGAGGACGAACUCUCUGCAUAGUAAUAAGAUCCAGAGCAACUCCAGGGUUCUGGUGGAUCUCAGUGACUCUGCAGAGGCGGCAAAUGCCACAGAAAAUAUUGUGGCAAAGGACGAGAUCAAAUCAGUUGUUACGGAAACCAGUAAGAUCCCCACCCCUGGAUCAAACCCCACUGGGUCCAGCUGUCCAGAUGCUUCCUCCAGUCCUUUGAGCCCCACACAGGCCUCUUCCACCGAGGCAGGAGGAGCAACACAGCCUCCAGAAUCCAGCAGCUCCUCCCCGCAGAAAACUCCCUCAGAAGGGGGUAAAUUUGAACGGACCAUGUCCCCCUCCAGUGGCUACUCCAGUCAGAGCGGCACUCCAACACUCUCCCCAAAAGGGAUCUCCCCAACCUCCCCUGAGAAACAGAAGAAACCCGUCAAACCAGAGAGAUCAGUGUCUCGCGCCUCAUCCUCAGCAGCUUCUCCUUCCUCCUCUCUUACAUCUCUAUCGUCUGGUACAUCUGAGCCCGUCAAUCCAGAGGUGUCCGCAUGUAGCUCCACUCUGCCUCCACAGGGAUCUCCAAAAGACCUCACUUCAAAUCACAGCUCUUCAAAUCUGGGACGUGAAGUCAGGGAGCUGUUGAACAUCCCACCACCUCCCAAAGUCAAAGCGCCAUGUCCUCCUCCUCCUGAGACAUGGGUGCACAACAGACGCACCUUUCAGCUUCUGUGUGGGCCGUACCCUAAUGUCAGCAGAGUGCCUCAGAAACCAGCACAGAUACAAGACAGUACUGUUAAACAAGCAGCAACCCAGACUGAAGGCAGCACAGAGAUGCAAGUUUCAGAUCAAAAACAGUCAGACAAAUCUGUCCCACAGCUGUCAGAGGUCAAAGAAAAGCCAGGGACUUUGUUAGCAGCGGGUCCCGAAGGUGUUCACAAGGAGGUGGAGAGCAGGGAGUGUCCAGGUACUGAACAGGAGAGGGUGGAAGUAAGUGCAGACGCUCAGAAACAAGAGCAGAGUAGUAGCCCUGUGGUGAUGGACCCCGAGAGUCCAAAGAAAGAGCCUCCUCCUGUCAUGAAGAAACCCACGACAGUGCUGCUCAGAGAGGAAGUGGUGUCGACAGAACACCAGGAAAAGAUGAGCGGUGAUGCCACGACAGAGAACUGCUCAACCUCCUCACAGCCGGAGGUUAUGAUUUUAGUUGAUAAGAGCGAUAAUGAGACGGACAAAAGUGAGGUCACAUCCAUGCAGAUGCUUUCUGUCGAGGUCCCCAAAGUUAGUAAAACCUCGCCACCACCUACUCCUCCCCCGGCAUACCACCCCACACCUCCUCCAUCAAGAAAGACACCUCCUUCAUCUGUGUCUAUGCCACCAGAUGAAUUACAGAGGGUACAGGAGGAGAUCCAGGUUGUGGAGUCCUGCUGGCCACCUCCUCCACCUCCUAUGGAAGGGGACUCAGUCUUUGAUGGUGGAGAUGAGGUUGACUUCCCUCCACCUCCUCCACCCCUUGUGACAGACAGCGUGCCAAAUGUUAUGGACAGUUGUAUCACAGAGCUGGACGUCUUAGAACGACCCACAGAGGAAGUUGAAGAGACAACUGAGGAGUCGAGUGAAGCUGGGACAUCUGGACAUGGACAGACACCAGAUUUGUCCCCUGCUGCUCCAGAAACUGACACCAAACCAGAGGUUGUUUUGCAACUUUCAAAAGCGAACAAUGCUGAUGAGACUUCUUGCAGGCCAGUGCAGAGUUUAUCUGAAUCAGACAGUGUCCCACCUCCAUCAGUGGAAGCACCCCCUUUGCCACCCAUUACAAGAGCAGAGAGCCCAGUAUCAGCCUCCGCUUCAGCUCCUCCCAGCAGCUUCCUGAAACGAGACUCAAUGAAAAUCGAAGAUCCCUCCGAGCCUUACGUCAAUGCCCAACCUCCAAUCACUGUCCCAGUAGCACCCCCUUUACCAGCAGAGAAUCUAACCCAUGGGGUUAAUUUCAGAAGGCAGCCCAGCGUACAAAACCGAGACGCCAGGAGCAAGGAGCUCCUCUCUCGCCACAAAAAUGCACCCAUUCCCAAAGAGGAUGCCAACAUACCUCUAGUCACCCCCUCCCUGCUUCAGAUGGUUCGUCUCAGAUCAGUCAACAUGACUGAAGAACAAGUCAAAGCUCCAUCGGAGGACAAGUCAACAAACCAGGGCGCUGCAGUUCAGGAGAACUGCCCAGUCUCAAUCCCAGGGUCUCAAAACAUUCCACAGAAACCCAUCCGCAAGUCUCUGUCACUAAAAUCUCCCCCUCAGACAGCGAAGACAUCCUCUGUGGUGCUAAACACCCCCUCCAUGCGCUUACAGGAAGCCAUACGUAUGAAAACUGCAGCCAUGUCUUCAAGAGACGGUCUUCCAUCCCGACUGGGUAUGAGGUCGUCCGCUUACAGCUCUGUCGGUGAACAAGGGGCUCUGUCCCUGAAAUCACCUGAGGCGUGUGACAUGCACAAGUCCCCGGCCUCUACCGCCAGCUUUAUCUUCUCUCGGAGCACAAAAAAGGUUGUCAUAGAGACUGCAGCUGCUUCCUCCCCCGACGCUCAGGCAACUCUGAAGCAAAGCUUGGCGGCCGAGCUCAUGCAGGUGUCAGACCAGUCAAAGGCCAACGCUUUGUCCAAUGGCGGGGUGAAGUCGGACAAAGUUCCUCCACCAGUAGCAAAGAAACCAUCGCACGGGAGCAGCAGUCCGUCACAGAAUCUUCCUGCUUGUUCAGCAAAGACAGACUUCAGUGUUGAAGGAAAUGGAGCGCCAGGAGUCCAACCUACAAGUGGAGUAACACUUCCUGAUACAACGACCAGAGUGACAGCGGACACGAUUGAAACACUGUUCUGAAACAGCGUUGGACCAGAGGACCGAGCGAGGACGGACAUUACUGAGACGUGUGACUCCACCAUCAGAGUGUUGUGUGUGUUCUCCAAAAGCCUUAGCCUGUAACGGCCUUCCUACAUGUUUAUGCAAAAAAAUAAUGUUGCUCCCAGUUUCCUAUGAUAGCUUUAUUCUGGAGUAUUUUUCUAAGCUAUAGUUUAUCUCUUAUUAAGGCCCCUCAGGAUGAAACAUUGGCUGAACUGUAAAUAUUUGGCUUGUGUGAGAUCGCCUCCCAGAGGCAGGUAGUGGUCACUGCAGCUCAGAGAGAAGGAUUUCUGUACAGGUUUACUGUCUGUUAGGUCUCUUUUCCCUGUUGUAAUAUAACACGAGUUUCACGGUGAUUGAAGCGUCGUCAGAGAAAAGCUGAUCGACGACAGGACGACUCAGCAUUUAUCACUUUCUUUGCUUAAAGAUCAGAGUAAGAACAAAUAGUCACUUAGUUUCAGUCUGUUUUUCACUGUCUGGAAUAGUGUUUAAGAAAAAGGGAUGCUGCACUCACAACAAGAGGAAGAUAUUUUGUUAACCUCAUCAUGUCAUGAUAAACCAUUCAGACUGAACGCAGUGAAGCAUCUGAGUACAGCAACUGAUGCUUCUGCACAACUUUCUCAAAGCCCAACACACUGAGAAAUCUCCUGGACAGCAGUAACACGAGCAUCCUAUUUAUUUAUGUGUGGUUGUUUCCACUUGUAGCACUGUCAGUCACCUUUUCCUACCAAAUAUGAAAUAUUUAAGACUCUGUUUCAUCUGAUGAACCACUCUGAGGGCCGUGCACGUGACCGGCCCUGGAUGAUUGAUACACUGGAGCAGACUUUGUGUGGGGUCGGUGUUUUUUAUUAACAAUUCUGUAUCAAAAACUUUGGCCCGACGCCUUUUUUUUGGUGGAAAAUCCAGCUCAUCACUAUUUGCACAAAAUGCUUUCCCCCAGCAAAAAUCAUUGGUGAGUGAAUUAUUAUUCUGACUCUUAGUAAUGAGUCAAAAAUCGACGUCUCUGUGAUUUAAAGAAUUCUGUACAGUUAUUACUUCUAUAAAUAAAAUUUAAGUGUAUUAAAAAUGCAGUUCUGUGUUUUCUUUUUUAAAUAUGUGGUGCAGAUGCCUGAAUAUUUACCAACACAGUCUCAUUUAACACACACACUUCAUUUUAUUAUGUACACCUGUUCAACAGCCAAUCAAGUGGCAGCAACUCAGUGCAUUCAGCAUGCAGACAUGGUGAAAAUGACCUGCUGAAGUUCAAAUGAAGAAUCAGAAUGAUUAGGAAAGGUGAUUUAAGUGACUUUGAAUGUGGCAUGGUUGCUGGUGCCAAAUCAAAUAUUACGAAAAAAAGUCAUAGUAUAGCAUGUCGUCCAAAAUCAUGAAAAAACGUCA